GUUACCGGACUGGGCCGCUGCUUCGCUCAGGGGCUUUCUGGAGAAACAGAAACAGGAAUGGAGAAGGGGGAAGCAGAGCCUGUGGACGGGGGAUUCCAGGUGAACGCAUCCGAUGAGCAGGCAGUCCUGCGUUAUGAAGAGCACAUCACGGGUCUCCUGGUCACUGUGGCUCAACUCCACGGCAAAAUCGAGCACUUGCAGGAUCAGAAAGCCAGGGACGAUGAAGAGUUUUCUGACCUGUGCUCUGAGUACACAGCAAGCCUGCCGAGAUGCCCUCCACAGUUUUCAAAGCUAGCGACGAUGACCCUGUUGCCGCCGUUACCUCCGGUCCAUUCUGAAGAAGGCCGUGCGGAUCUAUUUCUCGACGUCCACAAGGCCGUCACAUCGCUCGAGAACACCGUCUUCUCCCAUCGUAGCCGCAUCCCCAGCACCGAAGCUGAGGUGGCCGGAUACGUCCCAGCAACUGAGGGUCCGGAAAAGAGUCUGUGGACGUUCCAAAGGUGCGGAACAGAGCCGUCGCCCACCCCGGGUCAGGCGUCCGACGUGAUGGGCCUGGGGUUCCUGACGGAUGAGAUGAGCGUCUACGAAAGAGAAAUCGCCCUGCAGAAAGAGAGGAACGCAGCCCUCCUGGUUGAGCUGGGAGGGAGGGAUGAGGUGCUGAGCAGGUCCCAGGUCAUGCUCUGUGCUUACCAGGAAGAGAGGGACAAGCUUCAGAGAAAGGUCAGAGAGCUGCAGGACGCCCUCUCCAAGAUGGAGACCCUCGCAGAUGCAGACGCCAGCCCCGUUGGGGAACGAGAGCCAUGGGGGUUUCAGGAUCCCGUGGCGGCAGCCCAGAACGUCGCCCGCUGUUUCCGGAGCACCCUCAGCGGCCACCCUGCCUGCUUCUUCCACCCCCAGCAUGGCCCCCCGCCAGCGGAGACCAGGGCAAAAGACAUGGAAGCACAAAGCCAACAGCUUCGUGGAUUCAUCGAGAAACUGAGAAGCAUCAACCAGCUCCUUUCAGCAACACUGCAGGAAUCGAAGAGUGACACAGAACGCAUCAGCAUUCUUCUCGGGCGCCGUGAAUCCGACAACACUGCCCUGCGCCUGGCCGUACAGUACAGUGAGCGUUGCUUGGAAGCGUACGAGGUUCUGUUUUCUCUGACCACGGCAAGGCUGCACCCUUCCACGGAGGCAGCGGAUGAGGAAGGAAAUGGAACCCACACAGGAGAGUCCAGCGACUCACACCGCAAGAUGAAAUUAGCAGCCGUGGACCAAGCUUACAGGUCUUCACAAGACCAUGGUGCAGACGGCGAGGUGCAGAGCUCCCCGGAGCCCUGGGGUCUGGAGGACGACAAAAGGACAGUGCUACGGGAGCACAUUGGGCGCCUGCGGGCAGAGCAGGCCUCCGUGAAGCUCCCCGCCCAGCGGCCACCUGCUGGGCCCGACUCCGUCGCCGCCAGGAUCAACGCAGGGAUCGGGGCCAAAGUGGCGGAGGUGCACCGAGCCUUGCGGGACAAUCUCCCGGCUGAGGCCGCGCGACCCAAGAUGGAGAAGGCGCAUCUGCUGCGAGAAUUACAGGCGGCCAGGGAGGCCUUGGCGGACUUAAACACCCGGUUGCACCUGACGGAGAAGGAGAAGCAAGGCCUUGAACUCUGGACUUACACUUACCGGGCUCAGGAAGCCGUUUGCUUGCUGACGAUCCGGAUCCUGCAAGGGGAGCGCGAUGAACUUCGGGGGCAGAAAGCCCCCUCCUCCGAAAGCAGCAGCAGCAGCAGUGACAGCAGUUCAGGGGAGUAUGCGCCCAUCCGCCAUUCCAAACGGGCCACUUUGGGUUCUUCUGAGGAUGUUGGCGGAAGGCGGCCCACUGCAGACCCUGAGGUCCAGAGGCACGAACUUCUGGACACUCUGGCUCGAAACAAGGAGUUGAAGGACCGGAUCCGCUCCCUUCUCGUCGACUUGGAGGAGAGAAGCCAAGACAGCAGGGCUCAGGAGGCGCAGCAGGGAGAACUCACAAGGGACUUUUUCAAAGCGCACAGUGCCUUGGUCCUCGCCUACCGGAGCGCACGCAAGAAACAGGAGAUGCAGCUGCAGCAGCUGCAGACGCAGAUGGGCCUGAUGCACCAACGCCAGGCUGGACAGUUGCGGUCGCUGAUGCAAACCCUCCAGCGCUUGGAGGGCAGGGCGAGUGGCGAGGCUUAGGGCGAGCCUUGCAAGGGGGCUGCAACCCGCUGGCCUGCCCCAAAUCAGCUGACAGA
This is a messenger RNA of Elgaria multicarinata webbii, 2237 nucleotides long. RefSeq names its product USH1 protein network component harmonin binding protein 1 (gene USHBP1). Gene Ontology annotation, cellular component: cytoplasm. Gene Ontology annotation, biological process: negative regulation of canonical Wnt signaling pathway. The coding region runs from base 58 to 2181 and encodes 707 amino acids. The record is from RefSeq and is a predicted model, not a curated record. NCBI's taxonomy places the organism in Eukaryota, Metazoa, Chordata, Lepidosauria, Squamata, Anguidae. The transcript is spliced from 15 exons.